GCCAGACAGCUGAGAUGGGGAGGCUGCUGCUGUGGGUUGGGCUGGUUCUUCUGAUGAAACCCAACGACGGUACUGCCUACAAGCUGGUCUGCUAUUUCACCAACUGGGCUCACAGUCGGCCAGUCCCUGCCUCCAUCUUGCCCCGUGACCUGGAUCCCUUUCUUUGUACACACCUGAUAUUUGCCUUUGCCUCGAUGAGCAACAAUCAGAUUGUUGCCAAUAAUCUCCAGGAUGAGAAAAUUCUCUAUCCAGAGUUCAACAAACUCAAGGAGAGGAACAGAGCCCUGAAAACACUACUGUCUGUUGGAGGCUGGAACUUCGGCACAUCACGGUUCACCACUAUGCUGUCCACCCUUGCCAGCCGUGAAAAAUUUAUUGGUUCAGUUGUAUCCUUCCUGAGAACACAUGGCUUUGAUGGGCUUGAUCUCUUCUUCUUGUACCCUGGACUACGAGGCAGCCCCAUUAACGACCGAUGGAAUUUUCUCUUCUUAAUUGAAGAGCUCCAGUUUGCCUUUGAGAAGGAGGCACUGCUCACCCAGCGCCCGAGGCUGCUGCUGUCGGCUGCUGUCUCUGGCAUCCCAUACAUCAUUCAAACAUCUUAUGAUGUGCACCUUUUAGGAAGACGUCUGGAUUUCAUUAAUGUCUUGUCUUAUGACUUACAUGGAAGUUGGGAAAAGUCUACAGGACACAACAGUCCUCUGUUCUCCCUUCCUGAAGACCCAAAAUCUUCGGCAUUUGCUAUGAAUUACUGGAGAAAUCUUGGGGCACCUGCAGAUAAACUUCUCAUGGGCUUCCCUGCCUAUGGACGAACCUUUCACCUCCUCAGAGAAUCCAAGAAUGGAUUGCAGGCUGCCUCAAUGGGACCAGCAUCUCCUGGGAAGUACACCAAGCAGGCUGGCUUCCUGGCUUACUAUGAGGUUUGUUCCUUUAUCCAGAGAGCAGAAAAACACUGGAUUGAUCAUCAAUAUGUCCCAUAUGCCUACAAGGGGAAGGAGUGGGUUGGCUAUGAUGAUGCCGUCAGCUUCAGUUACAAGGCAAUGUUCGUGAAAAAAGAACAUUUUGGGGGGGCCAUGGUGUGGACACUGGAUAUGGAUGACGUCAGGGGCACUUUCUGUGGCAAUGGCCCUUUCCCCCUUGUCCAUAUAUUGAAUGAGCUCUUGGUGCGGGCAGAGUUCAACUCAACCCCUUUGCCACAAUUUUGGUUUACAUUGCCUGUGAAUUCCUCAGGACCUGGCUCUGAGAGUCUUCCCGUGACAGAGGAGUUGACCACUGAUACUGUAAAGAUUUUGCCCCCAGGAGGAGAGGCUAUGGCCACUGAGGUCCACAGAAAGUAUGAAAAGGUGACUACAAUCCCUAACGGUGGAUUUGUGACUCCUGCGGGAACGACAUCUCCUACAACACAUGCUGUAGCUCUAGAAAGAAACGCUAUGGCUCCUGGGGCAAAAACUACAACCUCACUGGACCUUCUGUCUGAGACCAUGACUGGGAUGACAGUGACAGUCCAGACACAGACAGCUGGGAGAGAGACCAUGACCACAGUGGGUAAUCAGUCUGUGACCCCUGGGGGAGAGACCAUGACCACAGUGGGUAAUCAGUCUGUGACCCCUGGGGGAGAGACCAUGACCACAGUGGGUAAUCAGUCUGUGACCCCUGGGGGAGAGACCGUGACCAUAGUGGGUAAUAAGUCUGUGACCCCUGUGGGAGAGACCGUGACCAUAGUGGGUAAUAAGUCUGUGACCCCUGGGGGACAGAUCACAGCCACAGUGGGUAGUCAGUCUGUGACCCCUCCAGGGAUGGAUACAACUCUUGUCUAUCUUCAGACUAUGACUCUCAGUGAGAAGGGAACUUCUAGCAAGAAGGCUGUGGUCCUUGAAAAGGUCACUGUUCCUCCUAGAGAGAUAUCAGUUAUGCCCAAUGAACAGAAUACAGCUCUAAAUCGGGAGAAUUUGAUUGCUGAGGUGGAAAGUUAUUCCCAGGAUGGGUGAAUUGGCCCUUAUGUAAAAGCGGAGAACAGGAUGCUCUCCUCCAGCUUUAUCGUCCUGUUCCCAGGAUAUGUGCCUUUUUCUUUUGAAAAUGGCUUCACUCUUACUAAUGGAAACCACUCCUUUGUCAACUCAAUAGUCCUUCUAACAAAUCUCUUCCUCUUAAAAAAAAGAAAACCUAGGACACCCUGUUAUGGAUCAAGAAUGUUGAGCUCCAUUAGUGGCAAAUCCUAGAGAAAAACUCUUGUUUUUUCUUCUAUGUGGUAUGACAGAAGCCAUCUCAUAUUGCCACCCAUGAACCAUUUGUGGGACAAGUUGGCACCAAAGCCAUGGGGCAAUCUCCUUUCUGUCGAAUAAAUUGGAAGCAUGAG
This is a messenger RNA of Mesocricetus auratus (golden hamster), 2353 nucleotides long. It is a transcript of the gene Ovgp1, whose product is annotated as oviductal glycoprotein 1. Gene Ontology annotation, cellular component: extracellular region. Gene Ontology annotation, biological process: carbohydrate metabolic process; chitin catabolic process. Lineage: Eukaryota; Metazoa; Chordata; Mammalia; Rodentia; Cricetidae. Gene Ontology annotation, molecular function: chitin binding; chitinase activity. The record is from RefSeq and is marked provisional.